AAGAUAAGAGCAGAGUUGUUAGGGAGGGACGGAGAUGGAAGACGACUCUUCUUUCUUUAUCAUCAUCCUUCUUCUAUCUAGCUUUACCUUCUCUGCGAAUUCCCAAUCAGACUCCUGCGCCGCCCAGCUAACCGUCGGCGAUCUGAUUCCCUUCAGCACCUCUUCCCUCGCCUGCGUCCCUGCCUGGACCUCCGAACGCUUCUUCCUGAGAUACGCGAAAACAGGGCCGAGCUUAUGGAGUUUUGUGCUUUCGGCGCCCGACGGAGGUGCGUACGUCGCGAUCGGCUUCUCCCCCGACGGGAGGAUGGUCGGCAGCAGCGCUGUGGUUGGGUGGAUGGCCGGCGAUGGCGGCGCGGGGAUGGCGGUGCAGUACUUUCUCGGCGGCUACAGUCCUGACCAGUGUCCGCCGGAGCAGGGGAAUCUGACGCUGGUUCGGGGGAGCCCGGUUGUCGUCUCUAGGAGCUCGCGGUUGUACCUGGCGUUCCAGCUUAACGCGUCGCGGCCGGAAGGGGUCCUGGUCUAUGCGGUCGGCCCUGAGAACGCUUUGCCGUCGGCGGCGGAUGGGUACUUGGCCACGCAUAGGAGCAUGGCUUCUGGGAGCUUGAAUGCUCCCGCGGCUGACCGCGGCAGUGAGUAUGGUAGCAGAGGAGAAGCUCCGAGUGGAGGAAGUGGAGCAAGUGUGGGAUGCGGCAGCAGCGGUGGCCGGACCAGCGCCGGAGCCAUUGCCAUUGCCAUGCUUCUUCAUCACUUUAUCUGCUGCUAGAUUGGAUCAUGCGGUUCAUGCAUCCUUGUUUUUCAUCACAUUUUUCUUCAUUAAUUGCUUCGAAGAGAUCGUUUUUCAUCGCAUUUUUCGUCAUUAUUUUGCUCAAUGACGAACUCUUUUAUCAUUAUCUGGAAAUUCUUUAUGAAAAUUUAUAAUUAUGAGUCGG
This is a messenger RNA of Zingiber officinale, 929 nucleotides long. Its product is annotated as cytochrome b561 and DOMON domain-containing protein At3g07570-like. The record is from RefSeq and is a predicted model, not a curated record. Lineage: Eukaryota; Viridiplantae; Streptophyta; Magnoliopsida; Zingiberales; Zingiberaceae. Bases 35 to 763 code for a protein of 242 amino acids. The transcript is spliced from 2 exons.